Mesorhabditis spiculigera is the source of this 588-nucleotide messenger RNA. The record is from the annotation of a GenBank genome assembly. NCBI's taxonomy places the organism in Eukaryota, Metazoa, Nematoda, Chromadorea, Rhabditida, Rhabditidae.
AUGGAUCGAUUAUUAUGGUUAUUGGGUGUCUAUUUGACGGUCAAUAUCCCUUCAAUAUCACUAGCAGCCGAUGAGACAUUAUCAUCACACACCAUAUGCCCGAAAGUGCCCGGGCAUCAUCAGAAAACCUGCCCCGACUUUAAAGAUUUCGACAACCAAUCCUAUUGCUGCCCGUCGAAUCUACAGUCUCGCGGUUAUUUCUGCUGUACCCUGAAUCAAGUAGAGGAGUUCAAGGCGCAGGCACGGUCGAAGGAAUGGCAACAGUUCUUCUCAAAUUACCUGACGGUGCUGAUCCUCGGCAGCGUGCUGGGCGUGUGUCUCUCAAUAUUUGCCACAUCCCUCCUCUGCAAGAAGCUCCGCAUCUGUCCACUUUACCACGAUCCAGCGGUGGCUGUAAAUACACUGGCAACUUCCGGGUCGAUGUAUCGACCCGUCGACACGAUACCUCCGACAAAAAUCUAUGAAGCCCCACCGCCGUACGAUGCGGCAUUCUCGGACCGAAGUCAAAACGACUGGAAUUGUUUGGUGGAGAAUGAGAUCAAUGGCGAUCGACGGAUACCCCCACCAACUGUUCCCGGAAUCGAUCCA